AUGGGUGAGCCCCAGCAGGUGAGUGCUCUGCCCGCGCCCCCCAUGCAGUACAUCAAGGAGUACACGGACGAAAACGUCCAGGAGGGCCUGGCGCCCAAGCCCCCGCCGCCCAUCAAGGACAGCUACAUGAUGUUCGGCAACCAGUUCCAGUGCGACGACCUCAUCAUCCGGCCGCUGGAGAGCCAGGGCAUCGAGCGGCUGCACCCCAUGCAGUUCGACCACAAGAAGGAGCUGCGCAAGCUCAACAUGUCCAUCCUCGUCAACUUCCUGGACCUCCUGGACAUCCUCAUCCGCAGCCCUGGCAGCAUCAAGCGGGAGGAGAAGCUGGAGGACCUCAAGCUGCUCUUCGUCCACGUGCACCACCUCAUCAACGAGUACCGGCCCCACCAGGCCCGCGAGACCCUGCGGGUCCUGAUGGAAGUGCAGAAGCGCCAGCGCCUCGAGACGGCCGAGCGCUUCCAGAAGCACCUGGAACGCGUCGUCGAGAUGAUCCAGACCUGCCUGGCCUCUUUGCCGGAGGACUUGCCCCGUCCCGAAGCGGGGCCGCGGGUCAAGGCGGAGCCCAUGGACGCCGAGGACAGUGGCACGGGGCCUGGAGGCGUGAGCGAGCAGCAGAGAGACAGCUCAAGCCACAGGACGGACCAGAUUCUCGAGAAGGACGCGGCCCUGUGUGUCUUGAUUGACGACAUGAACGAAAGACCUUGAGGGAGGGGGCAGCUUUGACUUUGAAUGCACUCUCUUUCUCUUUCUCCCUGCCUUCCUCCCCUUCUGUUUCCCUCUCCCCCCUUUCUCUCUCUCUCUCAGUAAAUAACCUCACUUAUUAGCUUUGUUUGUGCUGGGACAGUCUUCACAGGUGAAGGGAAGUCAUGGUAAGGACUUGCCUCCACAAUCCUAAGACAUCAUGAGCAGCGAUGUCACACUGGUCAGCACAAGCAGACGAGCACACUGUGAUGGGCAGCCCCUGGGAAAGCAGAGUUUGCUGUCCUGAGGCCUGCAUUCCUGUGCCCUGUUUUGGGAAUGGCAGGGAAACGUGUGAGAAGGCUUCAGUAAUAGCCUGCUUUUAUCCCAGAGAAGUAGAUUUAUUAUUUGCUUGAGGAAUGGUCAGUAAAGACCAUCAAGCUGAAUAAAUGUAAACUUUUAAAUGUC
This is a messenger RNA of Suncus etruscus (white-toothed pygmy shrew), 1146 nucleotides long. Its product is annotated as mediator of RNA polymerase II transcription subunit 7-like. The transcript has a single exon. Gene Ontology annotation, biological process: regulation of transcription by RNA polymerase II. Gene Ontology annotation, cellular component: mediator complex. Gene Ontology annotation, molecular function: transcription coregulator activity. The record is from RefSeq and is a predicted model, not a curated record. The coding region runs from base 1 to 705 and encodes 234 amino acids. NCBI's taxonomy places the organism in Eukaryota, Metazoa, Chordata, Mammalia, Eulipotyphla, Soricidae.